AUAUAUGUCUGUGAACGGAAAUCGUUCGGUAACGAGAAUAGUAUAUUCAGUGAUGUUUUUCUCACGCGUUAAUUUAUAGCAAGUAAUAUUCAAUUUUCUUUCCGUUUAAAGUUGUGCUUGUAACAAUAAAAUGGCAUCACUUGCUCGCGUUGGUUUCAUCAAACUUGGAUACAAUAACCUUGCUAGGCAAUUAUGUAAGGUAGCAACUACCAGCAAUGUGAUGCAAUUGGCCUUCAUUACACAAAAAGCGAAACGAGUGAAUCGCCGACGGCUCCAACCGUUUGAUUAUCUGCAUAAGAAAUAUGGAUAUUGGUCGCAGUUGUUUGAUCCGAUGGUUGAUCGUUGCGAUGAGAAUUCCAAGGUAAUCGUCGUCGAGGGUCCGAUUGCUGCAGGAAAAUCCAAGGUGGCCGCAAAAUUGGCAGAGGAAUUUGAGAUGGUCUAUCUACCACCGCCGAUCUUCGAUGAAUAUUAUAUAAAUGAGUAUGGAUACGAUAUACGUACACUGGAUGACAGAUUGUCUGUGGGCUCACAAUCGUGUGACGUGCAGAAAUUUCUGACAAAUCCGUAUCAUCCCAAUGUGCCCAUGUUUCAAUUUCAUUAUUUUCAACUUAAACUUGAUCAGUACAUCACUGCUCUACUCCAUUUGCUCUCGACUGGCCAAGGAGUGGUGCUCAGCCGUUCUUUCUAUACCGAUUAUGUAUUCGCGAAAGCGAUGACAAACGCUGGUUACAUGCGUUCAGAGGUAUUAAAAUUUUACGACGAUAUCGUAAAUAUCGCCAAGUUACAGAUGUUGAGGCCUCAUUUAAUCAUUUAUUUGGACAUACCUGUGGAUACAGUUAUGGAAAAAAUAAAAAAACGUGGCAUACUAUACGAAGUAAAUUCGAAAGUUCUUACUUCAGAGUAUCUCCAAGAUAUUGAAAAUAUAUAUAAAUUGGAUUAUUUGAAAAAUAUUAUAUCACAUUCUCAUGUGUUAGUCUAUGACUGGACAAACGAGGGAGAUAUUUCUUCUAUAGCCGAGGAUAUUGAAAUGCUUAAUUUUGAUUACGAGGAUAAAACACCUAAAAAAUUCUCUGAUUGGAGAUUCGAAAACGUUCAGGAACUUCGAACUAAAAGGAAAUAUUAUGAAAAUAGAUAUUUCUUACAUUCUGACUAUUGGAGAAAUGAAUAUUCACUACCAGAAUUGUACUACACAGCUGAAGAAAUGGAAGAAAAGGAUAAAGCAAUGCAAAUGGUACCUGGAUAUAUGUACGCUAAAGGAUAUAAUUACAAGUUGGGAGAUAAAAAUAUUUUGUGGAAAAAGGAUCCUACUUUUUAUUUAACAACUCUAAGACCUACUGCACGCGAAAUAGAUGUAGUGAUUAAAGAAAUGGAGAAACUCAAGGCCGCGUCGAUGCAGUGAGAGCUAAAAAGUGAUAUAUCUAGGAAAGAAAUAGAGUUUGUAAAUAACACAAUCGAACAAAAAAAUUGCGGCGAGCAGAGCCAGCAUUUUUUAAUGGAUUCAAGGUUGCUGAAUCCAAAUCCACCAGCGAAAGAUGCCCAUCACGUCAGAUUUUUCAGAUAAAUCGAAUAAUAUGAGUAAAAUAUACCUUUUUUGCUAUAUUUACCAUUUUUUUGUGUCCAAACGAAAUUUUAUUUUUCAAUUAGCGUCACUCUAAAGAGCGAAUCUUCACCUUUAAAACGAAUUUUUAUUUUUUACUGUGUGGUUUUUUUUCAUCGAGUUGUGAACGUUUUCUGAAAUGUCAAAUGGUGGAUCCAAAUUAGCGGAUUGAACCCGAAAAGUAGAUUUGUAUCAAAAAAGUAUCUUAUUCUUUCUAAAGGUCACUGAAUCUGAAAAAUUGUACAGAAAUUCAAAAUGGCGGAUCUAAUAUGGCAGAUCAAAUGUUACUUUUAGCAUUUUGGUCCUCCAUAAUGGAUCUGCCAUUUUUAAUUUCUGUAUUUUAAGUUUUUUUCAGAUACGUUGUCAGCGACCUCUGGAGAGAGAGAGAAAGCCUAAGAUACUUUUUUUGAUACAAAUCUGUCUACUUUCCAGAUUUAAUCCGCUAAUUUUGAUCCACGAUUUGACAUUUCAGAAAACGUUCAUAACUCAAUGAAAAAAAAUCGCACAGUAAAAAAUAAAAAUUCUUUUUAAAGGUUAAGAUUUGCUCUUUAAAGUGGCGUUAAUGACAUUUAAAAA
Molecule: messenger RNA, 2173 nt
Organism: Trachymyrmex cornetzi
Lineage: Eukaryota; Metazoa; Arthropoda; Insecta; Hymenoptera; Formicidae
Gene: ND-42
Product: NADH dehydrogenase (ubiquinone) subunit ND-42
Exons: 4
Coding region: 131-1399 (422 amino acids)
Biological process (GO): mitochondrial electron transport, NADH to ubiquinone
Cellular component (GO): cytoplasm; respiratory chain complex I
Source: RefSeq, a predicted model, not a curated record